AUGCUGGGAAUGGCGGUGGAACGAGUGACGGCAAUGGUACUCGUCGAGAGAUACGACGAGAUGUGGAACGAGAAGCCGACUCUCGGAUAUGCAUUGAUUGGAAUCACGAUCACCCUAUCUUUGACGAUUAACACCGGCAUGUACUUGUCAUUUAUUCCAAAAAAUUACGCCUACGCCUCGUUGGGACUUGUCUUUUGCACUACUGGAUUGGCGUUCUCAAUGCUGCCCAUUGUUGCGCAUCGAGCUUACAAGAAAGUGAAAGGAAAACGAGAUGCUACAGUUCUUCAAAGAUUCGAAACCGGUCGCAAUCUUCAAGCAGCUCGAAUGCUGAUGUACUUGGCACCAUACAAGGUAACAACCACCCUUCUCUCCCUCACGAUCUAUUUCUUCAUCUACGAGAAAGUCGAGAUUUCUCUGAUGCCUUUGUGUGCUCAAUGCUACUGGUUUUACAAUAUUUUACAGGUAUUUUUCCAAAUGUUAUUGGCGAUUUUGUGUCACUCGUGCCUCAAAGAUGAGCUCUAUUUGUUGAUGGGGAAAAGAAGGAAAAAUGAGAAGAGAAGAAUCGAAGAUGUGCGAACUGUUGCCGGUGAGGCUAUGAUCUUCGAUCGGGAAAAGGCUAAUCUUCUGUACUUUGAGAGCUUAAAGGCAGCGUGGAACGUGCGCGAGCCACCCCCUGCAACUUUUCUUGAAAUCGGGCAACAAUCGAGACAAGUCGCGUUGAAUACGACAAGAUCCUUAAUGAAAAAGAUCGUAGUUCAAGAAGAAAAAGACGAGAAAAGAAUAGAAUUAGUCGACAAUGCCCCGCCAAUUUUCCUUGUCAACGAUGAAAGAGUAACAGAAGCGGAGAUAAUCGCUGCUCAAAUCGUAAACGGGAUUCUCGUGCAGGCUCUCCAUCACUUUGACGCCUCGACGACGAGCUCUCUACUUGAAUUUACGACUUCAAAAGAAAUCAGGGAUCUUUGCAAU
Molecule: messenger RNA, 966 nt
Organism: Mesorhabditis belari
Lineage: Eukaryota; Metazoa; Nematoda; Chromadorea; Rhabditida; Rhabditidae
Source: the annotation of a GenBank genome assembly